UUUUCUUUUCAAUGCUGGGCAAACUUCUUGAAGAAGUGCAAUAUAAAAAAUCACAAAUUCAAACCCACAGAUUCAAAACAAAUUAAACACCUUGGCCUGGACACAUCAAUUAAUGAUUCAGAAGAAGAAAAUCACAUGAUAGAGUUCAUGGUUCAAUUCCAGGGUGCCAAAACCUUCUCCUUCGGCACUGUCGCCAUACGACAAGCAACCCUGAACAACAAUGCUGGAACUUCAAAUGCCCUCUGUGAGCAGUUGACAACACUUUGCGGGCAUGGGUUACUAAAAGAAGCACUAUAUAUUCUCCGUGGUACAGACCAUAAACACCUUAGGCUCAGUUGCUUCACAUAUGCAUCUCUUCUGCAACUGUGCCUUGACAAGAGAUCCUUACCAGGUGCAAAAAGAGUACAUACCCAUCUAACCGAAACAGGAUUUACUACAAAUAUUUAUCUGGCUCACAAACUUGUAGUUUUGUAUGCCAAGCUUGGGAGCCUGCAAGAUGCUAGGUUAGUUUUGGAUGAUAUGGAGGUGAAGAAUGUGGCUUCUUGGACUAACAUGAUUCAGGCUUACUCAAAGCAUGGCGCUGAUGAAGAGGCCUUGUCAAUGUUUUGCAAAAUGCAAGGGAAUGGGAUUCAGCCUGAUCACUUUACCUUCGCAACUGUUUUACCAGUUUGCGCCAAUUUGGUAGCCAUUGAAGAAGGGAAACAGAUGCAUGGACAUAUAAUCAAGAGGGGUUUUCAAUCUGAUGUGUUUGUUGGGAGUGCUCUUGUUGACAUGUAUGCGAAGUGUGGGUACAUAGAGAAUGCACGCAAAGUGUUUGACAAAAUGCCUAAACGAAAUUUGGUUUUGUGGACUGCCAUAGUUGCAGGAUAUGCAAAAAUUGGGGAUGUGGAUCAGGCCAUGGAGCUCUUUGAGACAAUGCCUGAACGCAAUGUAUAUUCGUGGAGUGUCAUGGUUACUGCAUAUGCCCAGGCUAUGCACAGAAUAGGAAGUUUCGUGAAGCCCUGAAGCUCUAUCGAGAAAUGCGAUUGAGUGAUGCGAGGGCUAACCAUGUGACCUAUGCGAGUCUUCUUAGCGCAUGUGCUAACUUGGCAGCUCUCCAUAGGGGUAAGGAGAUUCAUGGGAGAGUAGUAAGAGGUAGACUUCCAUUUGAUAUCUUUGUAUGGAAUGGUCUCAUAGACGUAUGCUAAAUGUGGUUACAUUAAAGAUGCCUGGAAAUUGUUUGACAAAAUGACUACUAGAAAUGUGGUAUCAUGGACUACAAUGAUUGUAGGAUAUGCCAAGCACGGCUAUUCGAAGGAAGCACUCCAGCUCUUUCAAGAAAUGCAACAAUCUGGCACAAAACCGAACAAUAUCACCUUUGUUGGUGUUUUGUGUGCUUGUUGCCAUGCAGGGCUAGUGGAUGAUGGCAAGCAUUAUUUCAAUAGCAUGACUCAAGAUUAUAACCUUGUUCCUACCAUUGAGCACUAUUGUUGUAUGGUUGAUCUUUUUGGUAAAGCCGGGGACUUGGAUGAAGCAUGCAACUUUAUCAAUAACUUGCCAAUGGAGCCUGAAGAGCUCAUACCAAGAUAGAUAUGGGAGGACAUGUAGCCAAAUGCCAUGAUGAGUGAGAUUCUGGAAAUUAUGUGCAUUUUGUCAAACAAUCAGUGCUUGAGUGCUAAAUGGGAUGAAGCAUGCCAUUUUACCAAUAGCAUGCCAAUGGAGCCUGAGACUGCUGUGUGUGGGGGGUCCUUGCUUGCAGAACCCAUGGCUAUAUAGAAUUGGGAGCACAUGUAUCGAAAUUCCUUUUUGAGUUAGAUCCUAGAAAUGAUGCACGCUAGGUGCAGUUGUCAAAAAUCCAUGCUGAAGCUGCCAUGUUUGUAAGAUCGAUGAAAGACAGGAGUCUGAAGAAAAUACAAAGGUGCAGCUGGAUUGAGAUUAAUGACGAGGUGCAUGCUUUUUUCACAUGAGAAGGAUCAUUUUAUAAAAUUUGGGAGGUUGUCUUUCAGAUGAAAGAAGAAUUGAAUGACAAUCUAUUCUAUGGAUAAUGAACCGGAAUUCUCUUACACCAUGAUGAUACCUCUAUUGAGAUUGUCUAAGGACCAUCCGUUUGUUCACUAGGGGUGUCCACAUAAUUUUUGAGGAAUUUGACCCCCAAAGAUUUGGAUUUUUCUUCAUCAGCAAAAGGUAAUGCAGCCAUCUAAAGUACUUAGUUCUAAAUAAAGAAUGAUUAUACCUACCAGAAAAAAUGGUUGUCCAGGACCAUUGAGUCAGUGGGGAUGACAAGAUAACGAAGAAAUCUAUGUAAAUUACGUUUCCAUUAUCUUAAAUUUUGGUGAUGGCAAACAAGCAGUAACACAAACUCACAGGACAAUCAGCUUGGGCAUAUUGUCAACCUGGUAACCAUGGGUAUGGUUACUUUGGUGUUUCUGGAAAUCUAAGGCCUAGGAACCAAUAUAAUAUUAUAUUAUGCAAGGACAAAUUCUUAUAUUUUUGAAGAUUGUAUAUGGAUAACAUCACUACUUAUUAAGCUUAUUUAGAUGAGACCUCAAACAUUCAAAACCCAUCUUGCCAUACUUUUGUCUUAUCCAACCUCUUGGGUUUUCUUUAAAUCUGACUGUUACUGUCCUUAAGUCAUUUCACACUUUUGGCCACUUUUGCCUUACUAACACUUUUAUUAUGGGAACACCAGUCAAUGUUUUUGGGAUGUUCCAAACCUUGAGGCAUGAAUUUUGUAUAACUGGUAUCACCAUUUGAUUUCUUACAAGUAAAUGAUGAGACUAUAGACAUAUCGGG
Cryptomeria japonica (Japanese cedar) is the source of this 2772-nucleotide messenger RNA. Its product is annotated as putative pentatricopeptide repeat-containing protein At3g13770, mitochondrial. Bases 136 to 1005 code for a protein of 289 amino acids. Gene Ontology annotation, biological process: RNA modification. The record is from RefSeq and is a predicted model, not a curated record. Gene Ontology annotation, molecular function: protein binding; RNA binding. Lineage: Eukaryota; Viridiplantae; Streptophyta; Pinopsida; Cupressales; Cupressaceae. The transcript is spliced from 2 exons. Gene Ontology annotation, cellular component: intracellular membrane-bounded organelle.